Molecule: messenger RNA, 750 nt
Organism: Lathyrus sativus (Indian pea)
Lineage: Eukaryota; Viridiplantae; Streptophyta; Magnoliopsida; Fabales; Fabaceae
Source: the annotation of a GenBank genome assembly
AUGGAUCAUCAUGAAAUCACCACUGUUCAAGUCAAAGGUAAGACCACAGCGUCUUCAACCAGUUCAAAUGGUAAGAAUGAUGAUAACAAGAAGAUGUACAGAGGUGUGAGAAAGAGGAAGUGGGGAAAAUGGGUGUCUGAAAUAAGGCUACCAAAUAGCCGUGAAAGAAUAUGGUUAGGAUCGUAUGAUUCACCAGAGAAAGCAGCAAGAGCUUUCGACGCUGCACUUUACUGUCUUCGCGGUCGUCAUGCAAGUUUUAACUUCCCUGAUACACCUUUUCAUUUGGAUAUCACUUCAGUUUCUAACGAUCCACAACAGAUUCGAGAGAUUGCUGCUAACUUUGCGAACAAAACACCGCCAAUUGUAAUUGAUGGUAAUAAUAAUAAUAAUAGUAAUAAUAAUGGAAAUGAUAAUACAGAUCAAUCCAAAACUACGACUGAAAUUAUUGGCUCUUCGUCUUCAACUACUACUACUAUGGGUGGUAAUGGUGGGAACACCAUAGAUUGGACAUUUUUGGAUGUGUUGGGUGGUUCAAGUAAUGAUGCUAAUAUUGUAGGGUCUGAAAAUGAUGGUGGUUUCUAUUCUGAUCUAGAAAAGAUGAAUUCGGGUGAGUUAUUCGGUUUACCACAGCAACUACCACUAUUUGAGGAUAAUAUUCAGAAUGAACAAGUUACUAAAGUUGAAGGUGAAGAUGAUGUUUAUGAUGACCCUUUUUCUCAUCAAUCAUUCCUUUGGAACUGGGACUUUUGA